Chionomys nivalis (European snow vole) is the source of this 2471-nucleotide messenger RNA. It is a transcript of the gene Pld3, whose product is annotated as phospholipase D family member 3. Lineage: Eukaryota; Metazoa; Chordata; Mammalia; Rodentia; Cricetidae. Gene Ontology annotation, molecular function: catalytic activity. The coding region runs from base 125 to 1591 and encodes 488 amino acids. The transcript is spliced from 12 exons. The record is from RefSeq and is a predicted model, not a curated record.
GCCCCUACUCAGCUGCUUCAGUAGAAGCUGGGGCCCCACCGAGGUAGCAGCCGCCGCCGGACCUCCAGUCCCCGACACACCCACCUUCCGCCUCGGCGCUGCAGUCCCCCAGCUGCCAGGCAAUAUGAAGCCUAAACUGAUGUACCAGGAGCUGAAGGUCCCUGUGGAGGAGCCUGCAGGAGAACUGCCCAUGAAUGAAAUCGAGGCAUGGAAGGCAGCAGAGAAGAAAGCCCGCUGGGUCCUGCUGGUCCUUAUCCUGGCGGUGGUGGGCUUUGGUGCCCUGAUGACUCAGCUGUUUCUAUGGGAAUAUGGGGACUUGCAUCUAUUUGGACCCAACCAGCGCCCAGCCCCCUGCUAUGACCCCUGCGAAGCCGUGCUGGUGGAGAGCAUUCCUGAGGGUCUGGAGUUCCCCAACGCCACCACGAGCAAUCCCUCCACUAGCCAGGCCUGGUUGGGCCUCCUUGCCGGUGCUCAUAGCAGUCUGGACAUCGCAUCCUUCUACUGGACCCUCACCAACAAUGACACCCACACUCAAGAGCCCUCUGCCCAGCAGGGUGAAGAGGUUCUCCAGCAGCUCCAGGCUCUGGCACCUCGAGGUGUGAAGGUUCGCAUCGCUGUGAGCAAACCCAACGGACCUCUGGCUGACCUGCAGUCCCUGCUCCAGAGUGGUGCCCAAGUCCGCAUGGUGGACAUGCAGAAGCUGACCCAUGGUGUCCUGCACACCAAGUUCUGGGUGGUGGAUCAGACCCACUUUUACCUGGGCAGUGCUAACAUGGACUGGCGCUCUCUAACCCAGGUCAAGGAACUGGGCGUGGUUGUGUACAACUGCAGCUGCCUCGCUCGAGAUCUGACCAAGAUUUUUGAGGCCUACUGGUUUCUAGGGCAGCCCGGUAGCUCCAUCCCUUCUACCUGGCCACGGCCCUUUGACACCCGCUACAAUCAAGAGACACCAAUGGAGAUCUGCCUCAAUGGCACCCCAGCUCUGGCCUACCUGGCGAGUGCACCCCCACCGCUGUGUCCGAGUGGCCGCACCCCAGACCUGAAGGCUCUGCUCAACGUGGUGGACAAUGCCCGGAGCUUCAUCUACAUUGCAGUCAUGAACUACCUGCCCACCAUGGAAUUCUCCCAUCCACGCAGGUUCUGGCCGGCCAUUGAUGACGGGCUGCGACGGGCUGCCUAUGAGAGAGGCGUCAAAGUGCGCUUGCUCAUCAGCUGCUGGGGGCACUCUGAGCCAUCUAUGCGGUCCUUCCUGCUCUCCCUGGCUGCUCUUCGUGACAACCACACUCACUCUGACAUCCAGGUGAAACUGUUUGUUGUCCCUGCGGAUGAAGCCCAGGCUCGAAUCCCCUACGCCCGUGUCAACCACAACAAGUACAUGGUGACUGAACGUGCGACGUACAUUGGGACCUCCAACUGGUCUGGGAGCUACUUCACAGAGACAGCAGGCACCUCCCUGCUGGUGACACAGAAUGGGCAUGGUGGCUUGCGCAGCCAGCUGGAGGCUGUUUUCCUGAGAGACUGGGAAUCCCCAUACAGCCAUGAUCUUGACACCUCAGCUAACAGCGUGGGCAAUGCCUGUCGCCUGCUUUGAGGCCUGGCCCAAAGGAUAGGCCAAAGGCUUCCAGGACCUCUUGGACUCAACCUUGGGUCCCGGCUUUUGUCCCCAAGCCCUUGCUUCUGUCUGUCCCAUCGCGGCUGCACAGUCUCCCCCACUGCGUUCCCAUCACUACCGCCACCUCCGCUGGCCUGACACUCUGGCCCCUAUGGACCUAGCAGAGCUAAGGGAGAUUCAGACCCCAAAGUAGUGGGGGUGCAUGCUAGGCCUGGACCUUUGGCCUACCCCCGCAAAGGGGCCAAGAUUAUACUAACUAAAUGAUUGUCUGUACGGCCUGUGCUUAACUGAGUGGCGUGAGACGGGGUGUUGGUUAGGGGACAGGUGGCAUGGGUUUCUGAUGGGGCCAUCUCAGCAUGCAAUGCACACAGAGCUGGCGUGGGCUGGGCAUGUGGUGUGUGUCCACAACAGCAGGCAUGGGCUGAGCAUGAGUAUAACCAGCAUGUGUUGUACUGAGCAUGCUCCAGAGCUACUGCUAAAUCCCAGGGUGUAUUGGGGGGGGGGAUGACAGACAGACCAGCAGAUCUGAACACCAGAGCAUGUGGCAGCUCUGAAUUUAUUUCCGUCAGUGUGCUUACACGUAGCAUGUCCUGAGCGUGAGUAAGCGAGCAUGCCAAGCCCAUCACAAACACAGAGGACCAGUCAGUGGUACAUGCAAACUCAGAUGGACAUGUGUCCAACAGAGAGCAUUCUGAGGGUAGGCUCCCAAGGGGCCAAGCCCUUGCUCGUUUUAUUUUAUUUUGUUUUGUUUUGUUUUUGAGACAAGGUCUCACUUUAAGCCCAGACUGGUCUUGACAUUGUGAUUCUCUUCCUGCCUCAGUCUCCUGAGUGCUUGGAAUUACAAACCUACUCCACCAUG